CGAACUGAUCAACAUGCAACGGCCGGAGUGGAAGAUGAGGACUUGUUCCUUCGAAGGAUUCUCAGGCACUUGGCACAUAGCAAAACAGGAAGCUAACAUCGACACUGAAACCAAAAAGAACACCUUACGAUUUGUGUUUAUAUACAGUACAUGUGUUUACCAAAUUGUGUGUGGUUUUUCCGUGUUGGCGUUGUUCAUUUCAUUGCCUGUUCACCAUGACCCAAAACCUUCCAGAAAUGGUCCAGUUGGGGGGUCCGAGUCACUGCAGUGGUGGGCUUUUAGGGGGGACUAGACGGAUCCAGAUGGUGUUCUUUCUUUUCGGUGGGCAUUUUAUUCCACCAAGCAGGUGGUUUGUUCUCCAUGGCUUGCUCCAUGGAUCAUCAUGGAUCCUGAGAAUUGACGGGUGGAGGAGCAUGUUCCGAAGAGCAACCCGACGUGGUUUUGGGCGUCCAUGGUGGUACCACCAAGCAGCUUGGCGUUGAGCCACGGAAAGGGUGAGGGCAAAGACGCAGCUGAAGAACUCUGAGCAAGGACUUGGGGCUAUGUUUGCAGGUGUUGUGCUUGCAGUGGGAGACGUGUUCAAUCGGCCGAAAAAGGAUGACACCUUUAGGAUAGCAUUGAAGUAUCUGACAUAUCUUGACAGCCUUGACUUGAGCAUGAUUCAGAUGCCAUGCAAUUGGUUUGUAGCCAUCUCGGAGAGGAAAUCCUGGCGAUGAUCUUUCUUCCAAUUUUGCAGCAGUUGCACUCCUUUGCAAGGGGCAGUGUUAAACAGCGUUCCUGCAGAGUUGAGGUCUGCCGCGCUGUUUGCGCGACUUUUGGCCUUGCAAACCAAAGGCAAAGGAACCCGAAGCUCAUGGGAAAGGCGCUCCGCGCCUACAUGGGCCCGCCCUUGUGGAACCACGGUGAUGCGGAGGCUUUGGCACCACCUUCCUGCCAUGAAUAUGCCACUUGCAGCAGCAAGCUGCCAGGAAGAUGAUGACAACGAGGACCUUCAGCGGACUUCAGCAUCGCAGCUUGCGACGCGACGAGCAGGAGGAGGGCGGCAGCUGCCAGCGCGGUGUGUUGCAAGUCCACCGCCCGGUAGAUCGCCGAGCCUCCAGAAAUGCUAGCAAGGGUAGUGGCAUUGAGGCGAGGAACGAGGAAUUGCUCACUGUACGUGAGCCCCGAGCUGUGCAAGUAGCGG
Messenger RNA from Durusdinium trenchii, 1183 nucleotides. NCBI's taxonomy places the organism in Eukaryota, Dinophyceae, Suessiales, Symbiodiniaceae. The record is from the annotation of a GenBank genome assembly.